UGGAAUUAAUUAAAGCCCAGCUGUCCUGCGCACUUUCGUUCAUCACUGAUGCGCACAUCGAUACGGUAUGUCAACAACCCCUCGGCUAUAGCUGUGAAAUCGCCUGGUCUCCGUCGCUGUGCCGUUAAUCGUGUAAGGGGAGAUGAAAUGACAAAAGCAAAGGUCACCAUUAUUUAACUAUUAAAGUGAAACUGAGCCCUCGAUUCGUGAACAGGGCUGUGUUGUGAGCUGCAGGUUUACACGCUCGUCCUCGCCUCUGACAGAUGGUGAGUGCUGAGACUUCCUCCUCCUCGUGUGAGCUUUCGGUCCUUCAGCCCGAUCAGCGGGAGCACAUGGACAGGCGGAGCUCCGUGAUAAUCAACAGGCGUUUGAAUUUGACCCAAAGACCAGCAGAAGACCCUGCUCCUCAGUGGAGCCCCUGAGCUGUGAACAGAGACGAGAAGAAGAGCGCGGAGUAACUCGACCUCGGAGUUUAUGAAUGAACUUUAACGACCAUGGGAGGUGUGGACGGGUGUAGCUUGUGGUUUCGAGGAAGUGGGGUGUGGCUAGUCUGCGUUAGAGCUAGUUCGCCUUCUGACCGCGCACUUUCGUAGGUGUUCAGUCGUUCCUUUAAUGCAGCUGUUGCUUCUCCACACUCGGACAUCCAGGUGAGCUGAAACUCCUCAAAGCAACAGGCUCCCCCGCCCAGCAGUGAGACUAUGGUAACUAUGGUAUGACAGCAGAAGUUCAGGAUGGCUACAGAAGACCGAGUGGUGGACUCUUCUUUAGCUGUGGACGCACUGGAAGCGGACGGUCCAGCGGUCGAGCAGAGACCGAGCGGAUGCGUCCCGCUGCCUCAUCAGGUGGCCGGACACAAAUACGGGAUCAGUAAAGUGGGUAUCCUGCAGCACCCUGAUGGCACAGUGCUGAAACAGCUGCAGCCUCCUCCCAGAGGCCCCCGUGAGAUGCACUUCUACAAACAGGUGUAUGCUCAAGCCUGCACAGACCCACAGCUACUGGCCCUGCAGCAACACCUGCCCAGGUACUAUGGCACAUGGGCAUCAUCGGAAUCACCAAAUGAGGUGUAUCUGAAGCUGGAGGAUGUGACCCGGAGGUUUGCAUGUCCGUGUAUCAUGGAUGUGAAGAUUGGAAGGAAGAGCUAUGACCCGUUUGCCUCGCGAGAGAAACGUGAAGAGCAGAUUAGAAAGUAUCCUCCAAUGGAGGAGGUUGGAUUCCUGCUUCUGGGAAUGAGGGUGUACCAGGUAAAUUCAGAGAGUUAUAUCAGUCAUGACCAGUUUUAUGGACGCAGUCUGAGGCAAGAGACGCUCAAAACUGGCUUGGCUCAAUUCUUCCAUAAUGGAGUGGAACUCAGGAAAGAUGCUGUUUCUCUCAGCAUCUGUAAAAUCCGUGAUAUCCUGCGCUGGUUCGAGGGUCAGAAGCAGCUGCACUUCUAUGCCAGCUCUCUGCUGUUUGUGUACGAGGGCUCACCUCGCUUAGCUAACGGAAUCAAGUGGAGAGAAGACGCCCAGACAAGACAGGAAAAUGGGCAAGGUGAACUAGAGUGCAAUAAUAACAUUCACCUUGCCAACUGCAAGCUUCGGGGUCACCGCUGCAGUUUAGCCUCUCAGAGGAGUGCCUGUGGCUGGCUAAACUGCAGUGACCUUCCCCAGGACAUUCAGUAUGUAAGGCAUAAGAAUGGGAUUUGGCCUCACUCUCUACAUUACCACCUGGAGCAGGCUAAUGGCAACGGAGUGAGUAGCGAGGAAGACACAAAAAACAUGAGAGUGGUUGACGGUAGGAGCACAGGGUUGGGGAAAGGGAGGUUGAGAGAUGGAUUUGGAGAGAAGGAGGAAGAUGUGGAUGUGAGGAUGAUUGAUUUUGCCCAUGUCUUUCCCAGUGAUAGCCCAGAUGAGGGUUACAUGUACGGCUUGAAGAACCUUCUCUCUGUUCUGGAGCAGAUCCUCAAAAACUGACUUCCAUCACCUCUCUAAAUUCUGUGUGCUGAAUCAAAAUUCCUCUCUGUUAGUGUUCCUGAAGUUUAUGUUACUUCUUGGAAUAAGAUUUUGGAAUAAUGAGGUGCAGCUGGUCAUCUGUGCCAAACUGAUACACUGAGUUGCCAUUUUAUCAGAAAUACCUACCAUGUAGUUGCACUUUUUUGUUGUCAGUUACUGAUUGUAGCACAUCUCUUGCUGCACCAUUUAUCCACCACCCUGUCCAUCAAUGGAAAUGUACCACCAUAGGACCACCACUGACCAGAUUGUUUGGGUGGUGGAACAACCUCAGGUAGCAGUGAUAGCUGGUAAUGUGGCAUGACUGAAAUAGGAACAGCAAUGUUGCUGGGGUUUCUAAGCACCUCAGUGUUGCUGCUGAGUUAAGAAUAGUCUGCCUACCAGAAAUAUCCAGGUGACAGUGGUCCUGUGGUCAGAAACUGAGCACUGAUGAAGAGGAUAACUAACCUAAGUUGUGCAUGGAAAAAGAUUAACUAAAGCCAUGAACUAUGUGUACAAAUAUCUAUAAAAUGCACCUACGUGGUAAGUGUUUCUGAUAAAAUGGCCAGUAAGUAUAGGUAGAUACUACCUAGGUGCCUAAUAAACUGGUAACUUGGUGUGCACUUGCUGCUUGAGGUCAACAAUCAUUUGAAUAAUCAUUAGUUGAUUGCCUAAUGCAUCUUAACUUGUUCUAGGUUCUAAUCAGUGUUGAAUCAUCUCAAAGCCUUUGGGCAUUUUCUGAAAUGCCUGUUACACCUACAGCCUCUAUCAACACCACUGAAUCUCUUAGACAGAACAUUGUGUGCAUGUGGUCAGGCUGUAAGGGUUGCUUUAAACAUUUAUGAUGGCCUUAAUUUGAACAGUAAGACAUGGGAGUGCAUUAAAACAGUGCUUUACUGUGUUUCAGUAUAAACCUCUACAGUGGAUCAACCUGUUGAUGGCUGCUCAGUGCUUAGUAGUGUUCAUGUGUUCUGGCUCUUGACAUUUUAACAUGUCUUUGACCUGCGAAUUUUACUCUGAUGCUUUAAAAUGAUAUCUGAAAAUUCCUGAUGUAGAUCUUUAGAUCUUCAGUUCUUGUUUAUUGAUAAUAAUUAAAAAUAGUAAGUAUUUUAUGUUCAGCAUCUUAUGAAAUAACUCCUAAAGAUCUUCUCAUCUUUAAGAAACUGUUCCUCACACCCAUACAGGGAGUGCCAAGCUUUUGCUGGUAUUAGUUUUGAAGGAUAAGCAAGAGAUCUCCUUUGGUGUUUUGUAAUAUCGUAAUCGGGAAGCGGUUAACCACGAAAUGAGUCCUUUGUGAACUCGAAAACACUUAUUAGAAAUUUUGAUGUAUGAGGUAGCGUUUUAAUCGUCUUCUAAAAUUACCCGAGAGUUCUGAAAAAGACAUAAUCUUCAGUAAUGACUCACAGUUACAUAUCCAGAACACAUGGACAGCGAGCUUCAGCUGAGUCAUUGUGGAGCUUUAGGUUGAAACAUCAGAGUCUUGCGCUGAAGCUGUAUCUGCAAAUACUGGCAAAAUGCAUUCCAUACACAUCCAUUAUAUCAGCAAAUUCUCUGAUACAGAUGUGAUUCUUACAUGUUAUACUGAAUGCAAAUGCGUAUUUAUGAUGGUCUCACUGCCAGAAUGAUACAUUCCAAAUAAUCUUUGAGAUCAAAAAUGAUAGUCAAAUGUAUUAUGACUUUGUUGGUGCAUUCUGGAUUUUUUAUAUUAAUUCUAAAUUGUAUUCAAAUUUUUACUAAUGUUGCUGCUUUGUAAACAGAGAAGAUGGGUAACUUUAAUGUUUCAAGUUUUAUGAUAUCAAUGAUGUUUUAAAAGUAGUGCUUUAACAGUUGAUUAAUGGUUGAUUAAUUGCAGUGGUUUUCUUGUGGAGAAACCGUCUGCUCUGUGUGGUGCUUUGAAAUGUUAUCUUAUGGCAGGCCAGUUGAUAAGAGGUUGAACAUUUAAACGUCUUAAAAAUAUGCUAGCAGGGUUUUUAAACUAAAGAUAUAGUUUAAAGAUAUAGUAUAGAAUAUGUAGCAUAAUAUUCAUAGAACUGGAGGAAAGCCUCUAGUCAUCGCCUACAAUUGGCCUUUUUCUCCAAAGAACAAAAUGUAUUUGAAUAAAAUGACAAGCCAGUCCGCUUUGAGUAAUAUACAGUAACCUACUUCUGAAAAUCAUUUUCCCCAAGAUGUGAUUUCAAGGGACAUUAGUUCCCUUUAAUAUGCAGCAGAAUACAUUGAAUUUGCACAAUAGUAAUAAAAUAAUAACAGGCAUGUAUGUAGAUUUUGUUCUCCUGGCAGACUUUUUCAUUCUUAUCUGGACUUUCAGAUAUGGAUGUUUAAAUCCACAUUGUUCUUUGUUGAUAAAACCCAAUGAAUGAAAUUUCUUUCUUAAUUUAUCCAAAUCACAUGUUCUCCAUAGCGUUUGCGCAAAAUGUGAUCUAGCAGCAGCUUUUUUUUUGUACUCAAAGAUCUCAAAACUGUAACUGACCUGAAUUUCAAUUAGAAAAGAGAACUUGCUUUAUGAGGAAACAGUGAAAAGCUCAGUGCAUAUACAGAGAUGCAUUCAUGUAUUAAUGUUUUAUGUGUAAUCCAUUCAGAGCGUUCUCUAUGUUUCUUUUCAUUCACAGUAGUGGAUAUAAAAUGUAUGUAGUGCUUUUCUAUGUUCGAGAGAUGGUUCUCUAUUUUAACCGUUUUAAGAGUUUAGUGAGAGCUUGAACGGCUUGAACAUAAGGACAUUUAACUUUAAUCAUACACGCAUCUCAGUAUUCUGUCUGAACUAGCCUGCGCCUCGGCCAAUCCCAGUGUCUUCCUCCUUUGUAUGCUGCUGUGUUGGACCCCUGUUCUGCUGUUUACACAAGUUUUACUGGUGUUCCACUUAAAGCACAUCCUCGCAGAAAAGACAGCAGACUGCUGUACUCCGUGCUGUGAAGUACUCAGUUCUGUGGGUACUUGCUUUUAAGUCUGUUUCUUCUGUCCUCUGUAUUUGUGAAUUCUUUUCUUCUUGCCUUUGCACUGUUGCUUAAAAACUGACAUUCCCAAAUGUUUUCAUACCUGGAUGACACAUGUUGGUCUAGUGUUUGUCUUGACCCACCAAAUAUUUUGUGGAGUGAAAUAAGACAAAAAAGCUUUCAGUCCACUUUUGCUCAAUAUACUGAUAUUAAUGAAGAAUGUGCUGUAGAUGGUUCUAUAAAGAACCUUUUUGAGAAAGAUGCUAUAUAGAACCCAAAAAGGUUCUUCUAUUUUUACAGUGUCAAGCUUGUAACAAUAGAAGAACCCUUUCCUGUGCUAUAUAGAACCCUUUUUAACAAGUUAAACCAAUAAAAUUACAAUAACAAUAAAAGACAUUGUAGUGUAGUGGCUCAGUCGCCUCAAAUCUAAACAUCUGUCUGAUGCCAAUAUAUAUAUAUAUAU
Messenger RNA from Colossoma macropomum (tambaqui), 5357 nucleotides. It is a transcript of the gene ipmka, whose product is annotated as inositol polyphosphate multikinase a. Gene Ontology annotation, cellular component: nucleus; cytoplasm. Gene Ontology annotation, biological process: inositol phosphate biosynthetic process. The transcript is spliced from 6 exons. NCBI's taxonomy places the organism in Eukaryota, Metazoa, Chordata, Actinopteri, Characiformes, Serrasalmidae. The record is from RefSeq and is a predicted model, not a curated record. Bases 732 to 1952 code for a protein of 406 amino acids. Gene Ontology annotation, molecular function: inositol-1,4,5-trisphosphate 3-kinase activity; inositol tetrakisphosphate kinase activity.